UAAAAUUAAAUCUAAUAUUUAGAUUCUUCUAUUUAUUAAAAAUUUAUAAGAUAAACAUCUAAGCAAAUAAGCAAACAAACUCAUAGAUAAAUAUAAAAAAAGUAAAUCUAGAAUGAUGUCAUCAGACCCUACCACUUAGUUAAAAAACUAAGCAUAUUUAAAGUUCGUUAACGAAGCCUCCAUAGAAAAAAAAAAGAUUAAAAUUCGCUCCUUUUAUUUAUUCCAUAAGUGUCAAUAUUUAUGUCUUAAAGACUUGAAUAAUAAAGAAUCUGAAACUUGCAUGCAAAACUGUUAAUUUGAGUUAGAUAAGUUUCAUGAAUUCAGAAAAUCCAAAAGACCUGAAAGCAAGAUUUUCUAUGCUCUUCCUUAAGAUUUAAAAUAGAUUGAAGAAAUGAACUUAUCCCAAGAUGAAUAUAUGUUAAGUAAAAAGAAAAUUGCAGAUUACAGAAAGAAGACAUAAAUUUAUGUUGAAAAUAUGAAAUUGUAUCUUGAUGAUUGGGAGAAGCUCUACAAAAAAUGAAAUAAAUAAAUAAAUUUUGAAUUAUUUAUCAAUUGAUAUUAAUUUAAAAAACCAAAUAAUUUUUUAAAGACUCUAAAAUUGUAUAUAUAUAUUCAAUUAAUUAAUUGAUCUAUCUUAGUAAAGCUUUAUUUUAUAAUAUUUCCUUAUGAGAUUUAAAAUCU
Messenger RNA from Tetrahymena thermophila SB210, 681 nucleotides. RefSeq lists its product as hypothetical. The record is from RefSeq and is a predicted model, not a curated record. The transcript has 3 exons. NCBI's taxonomy places the organism in Eukaryota, Ciliophora, Oligohymenophorea, Hymenostomatida, Tetrahymenidae.